AUGCGAUCGCGGUUAGCCGUUAUUUUUCGUCAAAGCUUUAGACCUCAUAUAAUUACAACCGGAAUAACAACUGGAUUAGUUACAGGUUAUUUAUUUUCAAAAUAUAAAUCAACCGUUCAUGCAAAUACACAUGCAAAUGUUAUUAUUGGAGAAAGAAUGCCAAGUCUACCAAUUUACAGCAUGUCCGAAGUUGCCAAACAUACAACGAAAGAAAGCGGUAUUAAGAACAUAAAAUAUAGACACGUUUUACUUGAUAAAGGUUAUUGGCUUGCCUAUAAAGAUGGUGUAUACGAUGUAAGCUCAUUUGUUGAAAAUCAUCCAGGUGGCAAACAAAUACUAAAAACUGCUGGUAAAGCUCUUGAAUCUUGUUGGAAAAUAUUUACGAUCCAUCAAAUUGAUCAUGUCUAUGAAACCUUAGAACAGUAUCGAAUAGGCAAUCUACCAAAGGGUGAAAGAGAAGCGAAUGAAAAACAUCAAGAGACAGUUCUCGAUCUAUUCCAAUAUGAUCCAGAGCGUGUCAAUGCCAACGAAACAUUUUUCAUUCGAUCACAACGACCGUUUAAUGCUGAAACAAAACCUAAUCUACUUGUUUCAUCAUUUUUAACAUCCGUUGAAAACUUCUAUGUACGAAAUCAUAUGCAUGUGCCAGUUGUUAAUAUUAAUGAAUUCAAAUUAGAAAUUCGCAAUGAAAAAUCCAGCCGUUCGCUUUCCUAUGAUGAUUUAGUCGAUAAAUAUAAAUCACAUACCAUAACUUCAGCUGUGCAAUGCGCUGGAAAUCGUCGUGCUGCGAUGAAUAAUGAACAUCAAGGAGCAGCACUGGGCACGCAAUGGUACGUUGGAGCUAUUGGAAAUGCUCGUUGGACCGGUGUUAAAUUACGUGAUCUUUUGGAAUCAUUUGGUCUUGAUAAAGAAGGAGAACAUGUUCAAUUUUGGGGUCUCGAUUGUGAUACAUCACAAAGAUGUUAUGGUGCAUCCAUUCCAAUGGAAAAAGCGCUCAGCGAAGAUGUGCUACUUGCGUAUGAAAUGAACGGUGAAUUACUAUCGAGUGAUCAUGGCUAUCCUCUACGUGUAAUUGUACCGGGGACAAUUGGAGCUCGUAGUGUUAAAUGGGUGAAUCGAAUUAUUGUUUCCGAUAAAGAAGCCGACAGUCAUUGGCAAAUGUCUGAUUAUAAAAUUCUUCCACCAUCAAUAAAAGAACCACAACAAGCCGAUUUUGAUAGAGUACCUGCUUUGCAAGAAUCCAAUGUGCAAUCUGCUAUUUGUUCUCCGUCGUCGGAUGAGGAUGGAAAUAAAAUUAAAGUUUUAUCAGUAAAACCAAAUGAUAAAGAUAAACGACUUACAGUUAAAGGCUAUGCAUUAGGUGGAGGCGGAAGAGCGAUACAAAAUGUACAGAUCAGUCUUGAUCAUGGCAAAACUUGGUUUCAAGCGGAACUUGAACAACUUGCACAGCCCCAUAUGCGUGCGUGGUCAUGGACGUUGUGGACGUAUCAUAUCAAUGCCAGUGAUAUACCUUCGAAACCAUUCGAUAUUGUUUGCCGCGCGAUGGAUACACAUGGAAAUACCCAACCGGAUACUCCAUUAGGAAUUUGGAAUGUUCGUGGCGUUAUGAAUAAUGCUUGGCAUAAGAUCACUCUACAAAUAGACGAUAGUUUUUUAAAAAAAGCCAAAGAGCUUAAGUAA
Rotaria socialis is the source of this 1680-nucleotide messenger RNA. Lineage: Eukaryota; Metazoa; Rotifera; Eurotatoria; Philodinida; Philodinidae. The record is from the annotation of a GenBank genome assembly.